AUGGGUGUCAAAAUCGGCGUCUUCCCCGCCUCCGGGGCCCUUGGAUCAAGCAUUGUGAACCAUCUGGCGAAGCUAGUCCCAGAAUCCGACCUGAUUCUGAUUUCCCGACGGCCCGAGAAGCUGGACGACAUCAAGCAAGCUGGCGCUACGGUACGCAGAGCCGACUAUGAUGAGCCAUCAACAUUAGGCACAGCUUUUGAUGGCGUAGAUGUCUUGAUGCUAGUUUCAUAUGCUUCAUUCGAGAUAGAUCACAGAGUCAAGGCACACCGUCUUGCUAUAGAUGCAGCCAUCAAGAGUGGCAUCAAGCACAUCUUCUACUCCUCUCUUGGAUUCGGCGGUGAUCUAACUGAUCAGAGCGUUGCUCAUGUGAUGGGCGCCCACAUCGAAACAGAGAAAUACCUAUCUUCCCUGAAAGAUACGGUGUCCUACACCUCAGUCCGCGAGGGUCUCUACGUUGAAUCCUACCCGAUCUAUACCGCGUUCUACGAUCUACAAAAUCCAGCGGACAAAGUCACGAUCCCUCACUCGGGUAAAGGCCCAGGCGUGUCGUGGGUUAAGCGCGAUGAGCUGGGUGAGGCGACUGCCAAGUUAAUUGUCUCGUAUGUCAAUGACCCGACGAGCUUCGAGUAUUUGAACAAGGCUGUUCUGCUCUCUGGGCCACGGGAGAUCUCUCUUGCAGAGACGGUUGAGAUUCUCGGUCGGGCGGUUGGAAAAACGCUCAAGAUUCGUGAGAUCACUGUCGAUGAGUAUGUGAAUAUUCCUGGGAUUGCUGAGAAGCAGACAUACAAGGGGGUUAAUCUGUCGAGGGAGUGGGCUACGGCUUGGGAAGCUAUCAGACGGGGCGAGACAGCAGUUGUGUCUCCGGUUCUAAGUGAGAUCUUGGGACGUGAACCUGAAAGCUUUGAAACUACUAUUAAGGCGAUGGUUGGAUGA
Penicillium robsamsonii is the source of this 933-nucleotide messenger RNA. RefSeq lists its product as uncharacterized. The record is from RefSeq and is a predicted model, not a curated record. The coding region runs from base 1 to 933 and encodes 310 amino acids. NCBI's taxonomy places the organism in Eukaryota, Fungi, Ascomycota, Eurotiomycetes, Eurotiales, Aspergillaceae. The transcript is spliced from 2 exons.